Messenger RNA from Panonychus citri (citrus red mite), 2623 nucleotides. RefSeq names its product plastin-1-like (gene Fim). Gene Ontology annotation, biological process: actin filament network formation; actin filament bundle assembly. Gene Ontology annotation, molecular function: actin filament binding; calcium ion binding. NCBI's taxonomy places the organism in Eukaryota, Metazoa, Arthropoda, Arachnida, Trombidiformes, Tetranychidae. The record is from RefSeq and is a predicted model, not a curated record. The transcript is spliced from 4 exons. The coding region runs from base 297 to 2207 and encodes 636 amino acids. Gene Ontology annotation, cellular component: cytoplasm; actin filament; actin filament bundle.
AUUCUCUGGUUAAUUGAGUCUCUUUUUAUUUUAUAUACUAAUUAUCUUAAUUUCCUUGAUUGUUAAAUCGUACACUUGUUACCCUAUCCUCCAUUUUAAAUUGUUCUUGUUAUUUGUCACUUUGUGUCUUCACUUUGAUAAUUGUUUUUCUCAAUCAAUCUGAUUCACUCUUUCCCUCUGUGUUCAUUUCUUACAAUAAUCUUUUCAAUUCCUCUCAAGUGAUUUAACUUAAUUCUCAUUUUCUUCUUUAAAUCUAUUUUUAAUUUAAUCGAUUACAGAACAAUUAAAUCACUACAAUGGCCAAUUUCCGAAAAAGCUUGUUAAUCACCGAUGAACAAAGGGAAGAAUUGGUAGAAAAAUUUGAUACGAUUGAUCAGGAUGGAAAUGGUUUCAUUGAUAUGCGAGAAUUAAAAUCGGCUCUUGAUGUCGUCGGGUUUAAAAUACCUCAAUGGGAGAUCCGUCAGAUGAUUAGUGAGCUUGAAAAACAGGCCAAAAUUCAGAAAGAGGGUAAAUUGUCCUUCGAGGAGUUUCAACAAUUAUGUUACGAUUUAAAGUCCAAAGAUGUUGCCAAUACCUUUAAAAAAGCCGUUACCAAGCCGGAAAACUUGGAAACCAUCGGUGGCAUGUCAGCCGCAUCUUCCGCUGGUACAACUCAUUCCGUCCGUCAAGAGGAACAGGUCGCUUUCUCCGAUUGGAUUAACUCUAAUUUAAAAAACGAUCCCGAUCUUAAACACAUCCUUCCCAUUGACACCAAUGGACGUGAACUUUACGAUAAAGUCAAAGACGGUAUCCUUUUGUGUAAAAUUAUUAAUCAUUCCUGCCCGGAGACAAUUGAUGAGCGAGCAAUUAACAAGAAAAAUUUAACCGUCUACACUAAACAUGAAAAUUUAACUUUGGCCCUUAAUUCAGCGCAAUCAAUUGGUUGUAAUAUUAUUAACAUUGAUGCCCACGAUUUGAGUCAAGGAAAACAACAUCUUACCCUUGGUUUACUUUGGCAAAUUAUUCGUAUCGGUUUAUUCAAUCAAAUUACACUUGAACAAUGUCCCGGUUUGGUUCGGCUUCUUCGUCCCGAUGAAGAGCUUUCCGACCUGAUUAAAUUGUCCCCUGAAAAUAUUUUACUUCGUUGGGUUAAUUAUCAAAUGGAAAGAGCUGGAGUUGACCGACGAAUUAACAAUUUCACCGGUGACAUUAAAGACUCAGUUGUUUAUACUCAUCUAAUUAAACAAAUUGCCCCUCGAGGUAUUCCAAUCUCCAUGGAAGCCCUUAUGGAACCCAAUCAAACUGAUCGAGCGGAAAUUAUGCUUAAACAAGCCGAUAAAUUGGGCUGUAGAAGUUUCUUGACCCCCAAUGAUGUUGUCGAAGGUGUUUAUAAAUUAAAUGUCGCUUUUGUCGCCAAUCUUUUCAAUACCCACCCGUGUCUCGAUAAACCCGAUGAACCCUUGGAAUUGGUUGAUAUUGAGGAGAACAGAGAAGAGAAAACCUAUCGAAAUUGGAUUAACUCAAUGGGUGUUUCUCCAUUCGUUAAUUGGCUUUACAGUGAUUUAGCCGAUGGUUUGAUAAUCUUCCAGAUUUUUGACAUAAUCAAACCAGGAGUCGUUAACUGGAAGCGAGUUCACAGUCGAUUCAGUAACCUUAAAAGUCUAAUGGAAAAAUUGGAAAACUGUAAUUACGCCGUUGAACUUGGUAAACAAUUAAGAUUCUCUCUGGUUGGAAUUGCUGGACAAGACAUUGUUGAAGGAAAUCCAACCCUGACCUUGGCCUUAAUUUGGCAAUUAAUGAGAGCUUAUACUUUAAGCAUUUUGACCCAACUUGCAUCAGGAAGUGGUGACGGCAAUAGUGAAGGACAGGCCAUUUCUGAAAAGGAAAUCGUUGAUUGGGCAAACAAAAAGUGGAAAGAAGCUGAUAAAAAGUGGAUAAUCAAAAGCUUCAACGAUUCCAAUUUAUCAACUGCUUUGCCAGUAAUUGAUCUCAUUGAUGCCAUUAAGCCAGGAUCGAUUAACUAUAGUCAAGUUUUAAAAUGUUCCGAUGAUGAGGAAAAACUUGCCAAUGCUAAAUACGCCAUUUCGAUGGCUCGUAAAAUUGGUGCCAGAAUUUACGCUUUACCCGAAGAUAUCACCGAAGUGAAAAGCAAGAUGGUGAUGACCGUUUUCGCCUGUCUCAUGGCUCGAGAUUAUAUUCCCAACAUGGGAUCAAAGGGUUCAGAGUGAAACAAUUAACACCAACAAUCAUUUUGAGUGAUUCAGUUGAUCACUUUUUUUAAGUCCAUUCCAUCAGUUCAGUAUUAAUUACAUAUAAUUAACGAUUGAACAAAUUUAAUUUGUGCAAAUUAUGAGACAUCAAGAUUUUCUUAGGCUAAUCAAUGAUCAUCAUUCAUCUUUUUUUUUCUUAAUUAAUCAAUUUUAUCAAGUUUUAAUUUCCAUUGUCAGAAAUUAGAUUUAAUUCCGAUAUUGUUUUGUUUUUUUUCUCAUCAUUCUAAUUACGAUUUUUACUUCUCUCUCUCUUUAUAGUAAUCCAAACCUAAUCAACUUUAUUAUUUUAUUAUUAUUAUGAUAAAAAACAAAAUUUUCUGAUGGGAAAACAGUGAUUAACAUGAAUUAAAAAAAAUUCACUGUUAUUACUUUGA